This is a messenger RNA of Lolium rigidum, 3326 nucleotides long. Its product is annotated as protein unc-13 homolog. NCBI's taxonomy places the organism in Eukaryota, Viridiplantae, Streptophyta, Magnoliopsida, Poales, Poaceae. The record is from RefSeq and is a predicted model, not a curated record. The transcript has 5 exons. Bases 1 to 2937 code for a protein of 978 amino acids.
AUGGGCUGCAUUGCGCGCCUCCUCCCCGACUCCCGCUGCAACUCCGCCUCCCCAACCUCCUACCUCUCCAGCGACCUCCAAACCGCCGACGCUGCCACCACAGCCUCCUCCUCCGCGAUGCCACUCGCGGCCCCGUUCUCCGACCUCGGCGUGCCGCUUUCCGCCUCCGACCUCCGCACCACCGCCUACGAGGUCCUCGCCGCCGCCUCCCGCGCCACCGGCGGCAAGCCCCUCACUUACAUCCCUCAGUCUGCUUCCGCCGCCACCCGUUCCACCUCGACCUCCUCCUCCUCCUCCUCCUCCUCCUCACUGCAGCGCUCGCUAACGUCGACGGCGGCCACCAAGGUGAACAAGGCGCUGGGGCCCAGGUCCUCGACGGCGUCCAAAGUCACGAGGGAGGCGUCGCGGAGACCAGCGACGGUGGUUGAGCUGGUGCGCGUUAAGUUGCGGGUCACGGAGCAGGACGACGCGAGAAUUCGCCGUGGGCUUCUCCGCAUCGCCGCUGGACAGCUAGGCAGACGUGCAGAAUCAAUGAUUUUGCCGCUAGAGUUCCUGCAGCAGUUUAAAGUAUCAGAUUUCCCUCAUCCACAUGAGUAUGUGGCCUGGCAGCUUAGGAACUUGAAGCUUCUUGAGGCUGGUUUGUUGGUUCACCCGCUUGUCCCGUUAAGCAAAUCAGACAUUUAUGCACAGAGAUUGCGGCGGAUAAUACAUAAAGCCUAUGAUGGGUCACUUGAAACUGGGAAGGACUCUGAAUCGGUGCAGGAACUAUGCAGUGCUGUCAAGUCCCUUGCUGCUAGGUCCCUCGGUGGAGGUUCUGAUGAAUGCCACUGGGCAGAUGGCUUUCCACUUAAUCUCCAUAUCUAUCAAAUGUUGGUAGAAGCUUGCUUUGAUAGUGAGAAUGGUACUUUGGUUGCUGAGAUUGAUGGAGUGAUGGGGUUGUUGAAGAAGACUUGGGUCAUUCUUGGGAUUAAUCAGAUGCUUCACAACCUCUACUUUACCUGGGCGUUGUUCAACCAUUUUGCCAUGUCAGACCAAGUAGAUAUCGAGUUACUUUCUGCUGCAGAGAAUCAGUUAAGUGAAGUUGCAAAAGAUGCAAAAAACACACAAGAUCCAGAUUACUGUGAACUAUUGAGCUCCACUUUAAGUUCGAUAAUGGGCUGGACAGACAAAAGGUUGCUAGCUUACCAUGAAUAUUUCAAUAGUAGCAAUAUUGAUUCCAUGCCAGGCAUUGUCUCAAUAGGAGUCUCAGCUGCGAAGAUUCUGGUUGAAGAUAUAUCUCAAGAAUACCACAUUACAAGGAAAGAAGAGACUGAUGUAGUGCGCGGCAGGAUAGAAGCCUAUAUACGGUCAUCAGUCUGUGCUGCUUUUGCUCAAAGAAUGGAGGAGGCAGUCUCAAAGCGAUCAUCAAGGAAUCAUGUGCCAGUUCUUUCGAUCCUCGCAAAGGAUAUUAAUGACCUUGCUACCAAGGAUAGAAAUAUGUAUAGUCAAAUACUGACAGAAUGGCACCCGUUUGCUUCAGGUGUUGCAGUUGCAACCCUUCAUUCUUGCUUUGGUAAUGAGCUGAAGCAAUUUAUAGUUGGGAUUACAAAGCUCACACCAGACACUGCUGAAGUGCUUAACGCCGCUGAUAAGUUAGAGAAGAAUCUGGUUAAUAUUGUUGUUGAAGAUUCUGUGAAUAGUGAUGACGGAGGCAAGUCAUUGAUUAGACAGAUGCCGCCGUAUGAAGCUGAAAAUGCAAUUGCUAAUCUGGUAAAAGCUUGGGUGAAAGAACGAGUGGACAGACUUAAAGGAUGGGUUGACCAAAGUUUGCAGCAGGAGACUUGGAAUCCACAAGCUAACAGACCGAGUUUUGCUCCUUCUUCUGUGGAGAUGUUAAAGAUAAUUAAUGAAGUUUUAGAAUCAUUUUUUCAGUUGCCCAUACCAACGCACUCUACUCUGUUUCCUGAUCUAGCAGCUGGGCUCGAUAGAAUUAUACAGCAUUAUGUAUCAAAAGCAAAAUCUUACUGUGAGACCCGGAGUACUCCUAUUCCACAACUACCUCAUUUAACGAGAUGCGAUGUUGGACCCAAAUUGUUCAAGAAAAAGGAAAAGCCCCAUGUUAUUAUGAAGCGUGGCUCACAAGUUGGAUCGUCCAAUGGAAACGGUGCGUGUUCAUUAGAUCUUCCUAAACUCUGUGUACAAAUAAAUACGCUCCACUAUAUCCGAACUGAGGUGGAGAACCUGAAGAAGAAGGCGACAAAAUACUUGCGAAACAGUGAAUUAGCUCAGGAUGGUAUCACUGAUGGAAUGAACAUCAACUUUGAGCUAUCCCAGACAAGUUGCCAAGACGGCAUCCGUCAGUUGUGUGACACAACGGCAUAUAAUGUGGUGUUCAGUUAUUUGAGCCAUGUUCUUUUGGACACGCUGUAUGUUGGUGGUACUGCAUCAAACAGGGUUGAGCCUUUGUUGAGAGAGCUUCACUCUAUCCUUGGGGUGAUAUCUGGCAUAAUGUAUAAUGGGGUACGGGACCGUCUCAUGACUGUGUUGAUGAAAGCUUCCUUUGAUGGAUUCUUGUUGGUGCUUCUUGCUGGUGGACCAACACGCGCUUUCACCCUCCAAGACUCUCUAACCAUAGAGAAUGAUUUCAGAGCCCUCAGAGGAUUGUAUUUAGCAAAUGGUGAUGGCCUGCCCUAUGAAUUGGUUGACAAGGCUUCAUUGGAGGCGAAGAACAUUCUGCCACUCCUCCGAACAGACACGGAAUCCCUCAUUCAGCGUUUCAAGCAAACAAUUUCCGAAUGCUCUGGAUCUCCAACCAAAUCUAGGUUUCCGAUACCUCCCGUGCCCACCCAGUGGAGUGCAAACAACCCCAACACUAUCCUGAGAGUUUUGUGCUACCGGAAUGAUGAGGCUGCCUCAAAAUUCCUCAAGAAAACAUAUAAUCUCCCAAAGAAGCUCUGAUUUCUGUAAAUUGAGAUCAUAAAGAAGUGCGUUUAAUUCUAUGGUGCUUGCAUCUGAAGAAAACUAACUACCUCAGUCGGAAUGUGGCAGGUCCAAGCUGAUAAGAAAUAACUACCGCAAUCGGAAUGUGGCAUGUCCAUGCUGAUAAGAUGUAGUUAUCUUUGAGUGUGUGUGGCUUCAUAAGGUGAGUUAUUUUCGCCUAUAUUGGUGUUUUUGUAGUAGUGUCAGCUUGCUUGCGGAUAUCUUUGGACAAUGUAUAUAUUUAUGUUUGAAUAGGCACUAUAUGAUUACACAAGUACUUGGCAAUAACUGUACCAAGGAAAGGAUGAUAGGUUUGGGCACCUGUAAUAUCUGAUUUGUAUUUGCUGUGAUGUUUGAAAUCAUUGUUA